Limanda limanda (common dab) is the source of this 7963-nucleotide messenger RNA. It is a transcript of the gene atrx, whose product is annotated as ATRX chromatin remodeler. The transcript has 34 exons. Gene Ontology annotation, cellular component: nucleus. The record is from RefSeq and is a predicted model, not a curated record. The coding region runs from base 181 to 6555 and encodes 2124 amino acids. Lineage: Eukaryota; Metazoa; Chordata; Actinopteri; Pleuronectiformes; Pleuronectidae. Gene Ontology annotation, molecular function: ATP hydrolysis activity; ATP binding; ATP-dependent chromatin remodeler activity.
UCCGGCAAGAUGGUCUCCUCGCUUUGUCUGCCCUGACCGGAGUGUUUUCUUGUUUUUGCGGCUCCUCUCGCCUCCGCGCCAUCGCAAACCUGUGAGAUUCCAGCGGCCUGUUUGACGGGAAAACCAAAACAACACGAGUGUCCGUCGGUCGAGAAAUGACGACGGCGGGAAGCAGGUAAUAUGAGUCUGGAUUCUGAUUCAACCCUAGACCCAAUGGCAGAGAAAGCAGAAGAGCCUGGUAGCUCCAGAGAAAAGAUGAAGCCCUCCUCCUCUCGCAGCAAGAGGAAGCCUACUACUGCAGCUAAGCACACUGGACCGAAUGAAUCCGACUCCUCUGCUGAGAGUGACAAUGACGGUGCCCCCUCUGACAAUCCUUCCGACAGUAACACAGGCAGCGCAUGUAAAGGCACUUUAGUGAUGACACCAGCUGGUAAUGAAAACAAAGGUGCCAUGAAGCUGAGAGUCGAUUUCAAACCGAAACCUACAGAUGAUACACUGCAGAAGAAGGUAAACUGCACUGCCUGUGGAAAACAAGUAAACCAGUUUCAAUGCAACUCUGUGUAUGAGCAUCCCGCACUUAAAGUACUUAUUUGCAAGUCAUGCUACAAGUAUUACACAAGUGAUGACAUCAGCAGAGACUCUGAUGGGAUGGACGAGCAGUGCAGGUGGUGUGCUGAAGGAGGCAAGCUCAUCUGCUGUGACUACUGCAACAAUGCCUUCUGCAAAAAAUGCAUUUUGCGCAACCUGGGCAGGAGGGAGCUGUCAACCAUUACUGAUGAGAACUCAAAGUGGCACUGUUAUAUCUGCAAGUCGGAGCCGCUUCAGGAUAUAGUCUCCAAAUGCCACCGUAUCAUGGAAAAACAAGAACUUCAACAACCCAAGUCAGGAAAACCAGUUAAAACAGAGGAACGUGAGAGCAAGAGACAGAAAAACAAAUCAGUUAAAGAGCACAAAGCAGUUGUCAAUGGAAAAGAACACACCGAAGGCUCAGGGACUAUGACGUUUUCCUUUAAAAAGCUGCAGGUACCCAAAGAACUUAUAAAGAAAGUAAAAAAGCUUGUUGAAACUACAACUGGUCUAAACAAUACAUUCAUCCAGUUCAUACAGCAGGAAGUUGAGGAGCAAGAAGAUAAAUCUAUCAGGUGUCGGCAUUUGAAAGCCUUCAAGGCUGUCCUAGCUGAUUUGAAGAAAGCCCACAGUGCUUUGGAGGUGGCUUUGGAACCUGAGUUCAAAAGCAUGGAGUUUCAGAAUGGUAAUGAUGGCCAACCUAUUGCAAGAAAGACCAAGACUGUCCCGCCCCCUGUAGAAAUUGAUAGUAUGGAUACUGUGGCGAAUGCAGUUGAUAAGGUUGAUGAAGCAGAGAAGUUGGACAAGGAGCCUGUCGAUGAUCGGUAUGAGGAGCCCAUCGAUAAGCCCACCAAGGAGCUGGAUGAGGAGCUCAUCGAUGAGCCCAUCAAGGAGCUGGAUGAGGAGCCCAUCAAUGAGCCGAUCAAGGAGCUAGAUGAGGAGCCCAUCAAGGAGCUGGAUGAGGAGCCCAUCGAUGAGCCCACCAAGGAGCUGGAUGAGGAGCCCAUCGAUGAGCCCGUCAAGGAGAUGGAUGAGGGGAUCAUCAAUGAACCCGUAGAGGAGUUGGAUGAGGAACCGAAUGAGGUGCCCGUUGAGGAGCCAGACGAGGUGCCCGUCGAAAAUCCGGAUCAGGAGCUGGACGAGGCACAGUCUAAUGAGCAGGAGAUGGACAGUGAUAAAGUUUCAAGUGAUAUUGAAAUGAAAGACUGCCAAACUGAAAUUGAUCCAACCAAAAAGAUCAUAAAAUCUGAAGUAUGUGAAGAUGACAUGGUGUCAGCUGGUGAAAUGUCCUUGGAUCAGGAUAUCAUGUCUGUACCACCUUCGGUUCCUGAAGAGCUUUUUCAGAUGGUGGAGAGUCUUGCAGGUUCCACCAUGCGCUCACAGAGCAACACAGAUUUGAUCACACGCACUGAUGCGAGGUCAAAUGAAAACUCAACAAAUUCUCAACGUCCCCACCCCAAGGUUAAGAACCUUAUAGUCAAGCUGACUCCAGUCCCAGUCGUCACAACAUGUGGGUCAAGGUCCUCCAGGUCCAAAAAUAGAGAAAACGGUGGGAAGAUGCAGCAAAAGUGCAAAGCAGAAGAUGGCAAGGAGAAGUGUGAUGCAGUAGAGAGGACAGUAAGCCCACCUCCUAGCCGUCGCUCUAGUAGAGUUAAGACCACCCCUUUGAGGAAGCAGGCCGAGAAAAAAGACAAGGUAAAAUCCUCUGAAUCAGAGUCAGAGGAAGAAAGUAAGUCGAAGGACAAAUACUCCAAGAAAUCCAGUGAUGCCAAAAAAGAGGAUGGAAAGCAUACCAAGGCCAAGGAGAAAAAGACCACAGACUCUGACUCGGAUGAAGUUCCACCCAUACUGCUAGAAAAGGCUACAGAAAGCCACAGCACAGAUGAGGAAGAAGGAAGCAAGAGUGCCAAAAAGCGCUUAUUCAAACUAAACAACACAUCCACACAGGAUACAGACAAAGCCUCAAAACGUAAGAGAAAGUCUGAAAGCUCUGAGUCAGAUACGGAGAAGAAAAGUAAAAAGACUCCCAAGAAGAAGAAGCAAAACAGCUCAAACUCCUCCAACUCGGACUCAGAGAUCAAGAGUAAAAGCACAACAAAGAGAAGGUCUAGCCGCGUGAAGAAGAAAGAAGAGGCAAAACCGGAUGAAAAACAUUCGCCUGAGAGGAAGGCAGGAGACCGCAAAAGGUCAUAUGAAAAGAAGCGCAAAGGAAGGAGCUCUAGCUCAGCCGCAAAGCUGCAGUCUUCCUCCAGUGAGGACGAUGAGGAGCAACAGGCUGACGGUGGCUCAGGAGAAGACAGUGACGAGCAAAAGAUCAAACCCAUCGUGGAGGGGAACGUGGUGGAAGGCAGUGGUCACUUCCAUCAGUCCUCAGGAGAUGAGGCGGGAGAUAAAGCAGAAGUCUCUCAGAUCAGCGGAGAUGAUGACGAUGAUGACCCUGAAAACAGGAUUGCAAAGAAAAUGCUUCUUGCCCAAAUAAAAUCCAACUACUCUUCGGGAGCAGAGAGCUCCUCUGAUAAUGAAGGAGAAGAUAAGGAUGAAAAGUCCAAAAAAGUUAAGAAAGAGGAUGAUUAUGAUGAAGAGGAUGAUGAAGAGGAUCAGCAAGACGAUUCAGGUUCUGAUGUUGAAGUGAAGAAACGUGGCCAACGACACAAAUUGCUUCGUCAUAAACUCUCGCUGAGUGAAGGUGAAUCGGGAGAGGAGAAAACCUCCAGUAAAGAGAAGAGCAAGGAGGGCAAGAAGAAGUCAGGACGAAAAGUGGACAGCGAUGACUCUGAAGACUCAGACUCAGACUUUGAGAAGUCUGAGUCCAGUGAAGAGUCUGCAUUAAGCGAGGAGGUUAGCGAAUCAGAAAACGAAGGGAAGCGUCGAAAAACAAGAUCUUCAAAGAAGAAGGCUGAGGAGAAACAGCGAAGUUACAAGCAGAAGAAGAAACGACGCAGAAUCAAAGUUCAGGAUUCCUCAUCCAGCAACGAGAAGAGCGGGGGGGAAGACGGUGAAGAUGGUGAGAACGGUGAAGACGGAGAUGACGAAGACCAAAAAGGACGCAAAAAGAUUCGCAAAAUUCUGAAGGACGACAAGCUGCGGACAGAAACGAGAGAUGCCCUGAAGGAAGAAGAGGAUAGGAGGAAACGUAUAGCUGAGAGGGAGGCACUCAGGGAGAAACUUCGAGAGGUGAUUGUAGUGAAGGAGUCUUCCCAGAUCACGUGUCCCAUCACCACCAAGCUGGUGCUGGAUGAAGACGAAGAGACCAAGGAGCCAUUGGUUCAGGUGCACAGGAACCUUGUCACAAAGCUCAAACCUCACCAGGUUGACGGGGUUCAGUUCAUGUGGGACUGCUGCUGUGAAUCUGUGAAGAAGAUCCAGAAGUCUUCUGGCUCCGGCUGUAUCCUCGCCCAUUGUAUGGGCCUGGGAAAAACUCUACAGGUGGUGACAUUGCUUAAUACUUUGCUGCUUUCUGAGAAAGUGGGUUUCACCACAGCGCUGGUGGUUUGUCCCCUGAACACUGUCCUGAAUUGGCUUACCGAGUUUGAGAAGUGGCAAAAAGGAAUGACAGAUGAGGAGAGUUUAGAGGUGGUUGAGCUGGCCACAGUGAAGAGGCCACAGGACCGAGCGUACGCUCUCCAGAGAUGGCAAGAAAUGGGCGGGGUUAUAAUCAUUGGCUACGAGAUGUACCGAAACCUGACGCAGGGCAGGAACAUGAAGAGCAAGAAGCUGAAAGAGAUCUUUCAGAAGACACUGGUAGAUCCAGGUCCAGACAUGGUGAUCUGCGAUGAAGGUCACAUCCUGAAGAACGAGGCAUCAGCAGUGUCCAAAGCAAUGAACUCCAUCAGGACGAGGAGGAGGGUUGUGCUGACUGGAACACCUCUGCAAAACAACCUUAUUGAAUACCACUGCAUGGUGAACUUCAUCAAGGAAAACCUGCUUGGGUCAGUUAAAGAGUUCAGGAACCGCUUCAUUAACCCCAUCCAGAACGGUCAGUGUGCCGACUCCACGCUACACGAUGUCCGGAUCAUGAAAAAGAGGGCUCACAUCCUCUAUGAGAUGCUGGCUGGUUGUGUCCAGAGGAAGGAUUACACGGCGCUCACCAAGUUCCUGCCGCCAAAACAUGAAUAUGUGCUGUCUGUUAGAGUGACUCCGCUCCAGUGUAAACUCUACAGACACUAUCUGGAAAACUUCACAGGUGUAGGGAAUGCUGUGGAGGGGGGCCGUGGCCGUGCGGGGACCAAACUCUUCCAGGAUUUCCAGAUGCUCAGCAGAAUCUGGACCCAUCCCUGGUGCCUUCAGCUGGACUACAUCAGUAAAGAAAAUAGGGGAUUCUUUGACGAGGACAGUAUGGACGAAUUCAUUGCUUCAGAAACCGAAGAAUCCUCGAUGAGCAUGACCUCCGAUGACGAGAAGGCGAAAAAGAAAAAGAAGAGAGGAAAGGGAAAAAAGGAUGACUCCGAUGACUCCGACAGUGAUGACGUGGAGGUCAUCAAGGAGUGGAACAGCAGCUCUCGGGGCAAAAACGGAGAGGGCAGAAACAGACCAGAGCCUGUUGAGGAGCCUCGGCCCUCUGGCUCACCAUCAGCAAAUACCUCUGCUGACUGGCACAGGGAGUUUGUCACUGAUGCAGAUGCUGAGAUUCUGGAGCACUCUGGAAAGAUAACGCUCCUCUUUGAGAUCCUGCGAAUGGCAGAGGAAGUGGACGAUAAAGUGUUGGUGUUCAGUCAGUCUCUUAUCUCUCUGGACCUAAUUGAGGAUUUCCUUGAACUGGCGACCAGAGCUAAAGAUGAGGAAAAAGAGUCUCCAUACAAAGGUGAAGGCAAGUGGUUCAGGAACAUAGACUACUAUCGCCUGGAUGGUUCCACUAAUGCCACGACCAGAAAGAAGUGGGCUGAAGAGUUUAAUGACACCAGUAACGUAAGAGGUCGUUUGUUCCUCAUCUCAACGCGAGCCGGCUCACUCGGCAUCAACCUGGUGGCUUCCAACAGGGUCAUCAUCUUCGAUGCAUCCUGGAACCCAUCCUACGACGUCCAGAGUAUCUUCAGAGUCUACCGCUUUGGCCAACUGAAGACCGUCUACGUCUACAGGUUCCUUGCCCAGGGUACAAUGGAGGAGAAGAUUUAUGAGCGGCAGGUAACCAAGCAGUCCUUGUCAUUCCGAGUUGUGGACCAGCAGCAGAUCGAGAGGCACUUUACAAUGAACGAGCUUGCCGAGCUCUACACCUUUGAGCCAGACAUGCUGGAUGAUCCCUCGGAAAAGAAAAGCAAGAAGGCAACACCCAUGCUCCCUAAGGAUCCCAUUCUGGCUGAGAUGCUGCAGAACAAUAAGGCCCAGAUUUCGUGUUACCAUGAGCACGACUCCCUGCUGGACCACAAGGAGGAGGAAGCCCUGAGCGAGGAGGACCGCAAGGCUGCCUGGACUGAGUAUGAGGCCGAGAAGAAGGGUCUCUCCAUGAGGACCAACUACCAGACACAAUACUCGCAAAUGGACAUGGGCUCUCCCAACUACUUCUCCUACAACGUGGCGGCUUUGGCCUCCAUGACCAACCAGCAGCUGGAGGACCUGAUAAACCAGGGACGACAGAAAGUCAUUGAAGCAACAAAUGCAUUGAAGACUUUUUCACGGGAGUCAAUGGAGGACACCAUUGCCAGACUGUGGAAGGAGAACUCUGAGCUUACAGAGGAUCAGGUCCAGUCUAUGGCCAUGGGACGUCAGGCCACUGUGGAGCUGGAGAUCAAGCGCAGGGAAGCCGUUUACAGGGAUGUUCUCACCAGGCAGCAGACGCUGAUGAUGUUCGUGCAGAAGCUCAUCACCAACAGGAAGGUGCAGGAGCAGCAGCUGGCCAUGGCUAACCAGGCAAGCUACCUGAACCAGCUGGCCCUGCAGAACGGCAUGAUGGGAGGCAGCGGGCUCAGCCAGAUGGACCUGCUGGGACUCUACCAGCAGCUCCACGGCCAGCAAAGCAUGGGCAAGAAUCCUGGGCCCUCCAAGGGCCUGUAGGUCAGAGGGACUAUUCCUCAGCCCCCACAACCCAUCCCCCUGUCCACACAGCUAGCCAGCUCCCAGUGGCCCAGUCCAAGCGUGGCCCUGUAACUGAGCAGCGCUCAAGGCAAACCGGAGCACCAAGCAGAGGGUGGAGUAGUUUUGAGACUAGGCCGCUGUCCGCUGGGGCCUCAAGUGGCCUAGACUCUGUCCUUUAUUCUGUAGUUCACUGAGAGGAAGUGGAAUAUAAUGUAUAAAUGACUGUGAAAGAUCUGUUAGGAUGUUUAACAGGACAAAAAAAAUGUAUAUACCGCCUUAAUGUUAUUCAAGUUCUAUAUCUUCAUUUUUCAUGUAUUUAAAGACGAACAAGUUUUACCCCCAAUGCUUUAAAGCAUUGUUCUGUUUCCCCCUUAAGAGGGUUUCCAUAUAAUUUAAACUCAGUUUUUUAUACUGUUUUAAAUGCCUAACUAAACUGAGUGGGACCAGUGUCGUUGAUGACGGGACUCAUUAACUGUAAAGGGUUAGGGUUACAUGAUUAUUAGCACCAGUAGAUUCCUCCACCAAUAUCACCCACAGCUGUUGGUGCUGCAAAGUCCUGCUCUUCUUGGCAAAUAGAAGAAACUGAUGAGUGGACAAUAACAGGAAAAAAAAAGCAUAACAAUUUUGGCCUUAUUAUAUAUUAGUUUCCUAAAAAAACUCUGUAAAGUUGAGAUUUGUUCAGAACCUUUUUCUAUUUUGCUUUUAAGUGUUUAUGUUAGUUGUCACUGAACAUGUUAAUGGAAUGCUUCUGUUGUUCAAAACUGCCUGCCCGUUCCUUUUCGUAACCUCACUCCCAUCGUCAUGUGUUGUCUAGCAUAGCACUGUGUGUCCUGUCCAUCGUUUAUGUUCCUCUUGUGUUGAUCCCGAGCUGGGGUGACUGAUGGGGUCUCGCAAAGCAUAACCACUUCAGCCACGUAUCACAGGGCCCAAAACGUUUCCCUUUACUCGUCCGUCACAGUUUGACACGUGUUUGAUCAGGUUGGACGUGACGGGAAGAAGUAAAGAUUGGAAAUCUUCUUAUAACGGGCUGACAAGUGUUGUCUGCUUUGUGAGAAUCCAUCCUCCUGGAUACUGUAGUCUUGGCAGGCAGACACCCAGACUACCUGUACUCUACUUUGGCACAUUCUUGCUUCUAAAUGCUUAAACUGGUGUAGCUGUUAAACAUGAAGAAUACGUGCAUUUUUCAUGAAGAGACGCCCACUUCUCUAGUUGGCUCCUGCGUUUGCACAAGGUGUAUUUCAUAAGUGUCGAGAAACUUUUUUGCCCUCCUCUAAGAAUGUUCUUAUGUUAGAUAAUACACCAAGUUGAUUUGCCAUGAAUCUGAUCUGCUAUUAUCUUGAUAAGUAUUUAAUAUAACAUUUAAUAAAGUGACCAAAAGGAUGAGCAA